Molecule: messenger RNA, 568 nt
Organism: Racocetra persica
Lineage: Eukaryota; Fungi; Glomeromycota; Glomeromycetes; Diversisporales; Gigasporaceae
Source: the annotation of a GenBank genome assembly
AUCUUCUCUAUGCCUUCCUGCUAUUAAUCUAAAUCACCCUGCUGUAACAAACUCCUAUAAAUUAAAUGACAAUAUAGGAAGACAGAGUUUUAUGUUAUCUAAAAAGUUCUAUAAUCCCAUAAACAGCCAGAAAGACAUAGAAUCAAAUGUAAUUGUAUCUUAUACAAAUGCAAAUGGUCGCUAUGAUUCACUCAAAGAAAGCCUAAAGAAAAGUGUCAUUUUUGCUAUUGGAAGAUUAAAACUUAGUCCUAAUAGUAAACUCCCACACAUCAUUUCAUCAGAAAUCGAAUGGAGCUAUACCACUAAUGAACCAAAAUCAUCAUCCUACUCAUCUAAUGUCACAUCUAAUAAAGAAUAUAAUAAUCAGCUUGAUAUGAUUGAAAAACAAUAUACAACAAUAAGCUCACAACCACCCAAUAAAAGAAAAAGAUACAGUUUCUUCUCUUUAUCUACAAAACUUCUGAAUAACACACUACAAACUGUCAACCUUGAACAACUCAUGAUGCAAAUUCGAACAAAUCAACCUAAUACUCAACAAACUUAUGAAGAAUCUUCUGAUAAAAAUUAA